AGCCCUCGCCACAACAUUUCUCUUUUAUCUGAACUGCUCCGUGCGGUUUGUGUUACCCUGUGAGCUUAGCAGGGAAACUUGCGUGUGGUGAAGCCUGACAGUUGGACGAGUUCGCACUUCUAUCACGAACAACGCAGAGACGGCGAUGACGUGGACGCAGGAAGGAAUCCCGGUUGGUCGCGUUGGUGUUUUUGGGAGCUGGCCUCUGAUUGGUCCCGCAAAGCCGUCGCACCUGUCGUGCCGGCCGAACCUCGGCGGAGUUCGUUGGGCCAAAAGUGGGCCGGCCAACCGUCAAAGAUCGAGGAAGGAAGCGUGAAAAGCGAUUGCGAGCUCGCGCGGAUCAGGACCGGAGCGAUGCACGAUCUUCUUCCUCCGGAAACACAACUUGAGCCAAAGUCAAAUUCUGCGCGCACAAAGUCGUUCGAGAAACUUCCUGCGGGCUCGCCGAUGGCGUCCGAGGUGCAAUUCAACGGCAGACAACUUUUAAAAGUUGACAUAGGCGACGAUUUGCUCAGCUCGGACGACUUCUCCGGCUUCCUGCGAUGGCCCGGUCCGGCCGGCCCCCCUGCGGCCAAUGACAGCGACCCCGACGCGGCCACCCCGAGGACGUCCAUCGUGGACUGCCUGCUGGUGGAGCUGUACGACACGUACAGCGGCAAGAGGAACGUGGACAGCUGGGACAGCUCCACCGAGGCGUCCGGCCCGGAUGCCUUCCAGGGCCGCUGGAACGCCGGCUCCGGAUUCCUGCAGGAGCUGCAGGAGAAACACACCAGGAGGCACCAGGUCAACUAUUUGGCCCGCAAAGAACCUGAGGAGCUGCACGCCAUCAUCCAGGAGGUCAAGUACCGCACCGGCGUCCGGUCGGCGAAGUUGAUUCGCCAGCUGAGGCGGCGAGAUCGACUGGUGCGCAAAUUGCAGAACUACUACGACAUCGUCACCGCCUGCCUGCAAGCCGUCUCGCUGAAACGACGAGUGGACACGAGGCUCAAGUUCACCAUCGAACCUUCCGUUGGGAAGAACGGAUUUCAGCAGUGGUACGACGCCCUCAAAGCCGUGGCCAGACUUCCGACCGGAAUCCCCAAAGAAUGGCGGAAGCGGGUGUGGCUGACGCUGGCCGACCAGUACCUCCACAGCAUCUCCAUCGACUGGGACAAGACGCUCCGCUUCGCCUUCAACGAGCGCAGCAACCCUGAUGACGACUCGCUGGGCAUCCAGAUCGUCAAGGACCUGCACAGGACGGGCUGCAGUUCUUACGGCGGGCAGGAGGGCGAGCAGGACAGGGUGGUCCUGAAGCGGGUUCUGCUGGCCUACGCCCGCUGGAACAAGGCGGUGGGCUACUGCCAAGGCUUCAACGUGCUGGCCGCGCUCAUCCUGGCGGUUACCCAGGGAGACGAGAGCGACGCGCUCAAGGUCAUGAUCUACCUGAUUGACAAAGUGCUGCCUGAGAGCUACUUUGCAAACAACCUCCGCGCAUUGUCAGUGGACAUGGCGGUGUUCCGAGACCUUCUGCGCGUCAAGCUUCCCAGGCUGUCCCAACACCUGCACCGCCUCCAGAAGGCGGCCAAUAAGGAGGCGGGAGGCAGCUACGAGCCGCCGCUGACCAACGUGUUCACCAUGCAGUGGUUCCUCACCAUGUUCGCCACCUGCUUGCCGGCGCCCACCGUGCUCAAGAUUUGGGACUCUGUGUUCUUCGAGGGCUCCGAGGUGCUGUUCCGCGUCGCCCUCGCCAUCUGGGAGCGACUGGGAGAGAGGAUUUUGUAUUGCCAGACGGCCGACGACUUCUACAGCACGAUGGGUCGCCUGACUCGGGAGAUGCUGGACCGAAACCUCGUCGAUCCUCCUGACCUCAUACAGGAGGUUUACGGCAUGGCGGCGUUCCCGUUCCCUCAGCUGGCCGAGCUGAGGGAGAAGUACACCUACAACAUCACGCCCUUCCCGACCUCUGUCAAGCCCAACGGAAGCGGCUGGGAGAGCGACGACGAGGCGGCGGAAGCGGACGACGACGACGCGGCCGUGUCGGCGCUCGGCUGUUUGGGGCCGCUGGGGGGUCUGCUGGCGCCAGAGAUGCAGCGGUACCACAAGCACCUCAAGGACCAGCGAGCCGAGCGGGGCGACAUAGCCGAGCUGAGUCCGGGAGCGGUGGGGGGAGGGGCCAGGGCGGAACACCAAGCGGCCAUCAACAGCAUGAUGACGGAGCGCAUGAGCACCGACAUCCACGCGCUCAAGAAGCAGUACGCUCGCACCAAGAGGCGGCAGCAGCAGCAGGCCGCGCAGCUCUGCAUUCACACAGAAAAGUGUCCCGCCACCCGCGUCCUAGCGUCCCAACUCAACCCGUCCGGCACAGUCAUCAACCACCUGCUUCUGGGUCGGAAAGCCCGCGGAGCUUCCCGGCCUUCCGGCGGCACGCCCGCCGCGUCGUCCCCCGCCCGUGGCUCUCCGGGCGGGCGGGGGCGCGGCUCGCGGCCCUCCGACGGCGGCGCGGGGUCUCCCUGGCGGGCUCACGUGCGAGCCCAUCGGAGGAACGUCGCCUGGGCCCGGGCUCAGCUGGGCUUUGGAGAUUCCGAGGAGAUGGACGAGGAGAACGGGAAAACGGAACACCGAGUUAGUGACGGCGCCGCCGAGGGGAGCGCCUCUUCCGAGUGUGCGGAUCCGGCGCGUGAGGGCGCCGCACAGAAUGUUCCCGCGGAGGCGGACGAGGUGGAGGUGCGACUGGGCACCGUGGACCUGGACGACAAUCCUCCAAAGCCGACUUCGGAUACCCAGCCUGUCCCUCAUCCAUCUUCAGUCGCGCAGAAGGACUCGUCAAGUUCCGAAGGCGGGGAUGGCCAUUUCCCCGCCGUCACGCCGCCUCACGCCCACUCCCGCGUCCCGUAUUCUCCGCCUUCAACUCAGAGUCCGUCACCAUCUCCGGUUUCUACGUUAACGUCCGCCGAGCCGUCGUCCUCCCCGACGCCGCCUUCCACGCCGCCGUCGAGCUCCGCUCGUCGCGCCGCUUGCUCCGCACCCGUUCGAGGCUUCUACAAAACAUCGUCCCCGUCCACACUCUCGCUCUCCUCCGUCGGGUCCUCGUCUCGACCUUUCAUUCCCGCCUCCGCGGCGAAGCCGCAAGUCUUCUCGCCGUUCCCGUCCGUCAAGCUGCCCAGGAAAUCGGCGGCGGCCCGAAACCUGGGCCUAUACGGCCCCACCUCCGGGACGCCCGCUGUCUGCUUCCCCCAGCUGAGCCGCAACUGUAGCGGUGCCGCCGGCACCUCCAGGAAGUGCUGAGAACUUUUCCCCCAGCAGUCAGGCACACAGCGUUACCUCCUAGAAAUCGCUCGGCUAAGAAAAGUUCAUCCCGGGAGAGAGGAAACGAGAGAUUUUCCUUCGCCUGUGCAGGUUCCAGCGGACCGAACCGCUGAUCAGAACUGAAACGUGACUCCGACCCACUUGUUUCUAUGCCGAGAAGAUAAAAUAACCGAAAGUUUUUUUGUGAUGCACUUGCAACCAAAAUUGUAUGCUUGCAUCACAACUGUUCAACACGGAAUGUAAACACAAAUAAACCAAGAACUCCUGCAUGGAAGUUUGUAUUCACAUUUUACGAUGUCUGAUUUAUGGAGGAAAA
This is a messenger RNA of Phycodurus eques (leafy seadragon), 3601 nucleotides long. It is a transcript of the gene tbc1d30, whose product is annotated as TBC1 domain family, member 30. The record is from RefSeq and is a predicted model, not a curated record. Bases 355 to 3264 code for a protein of 969 amino acids. Lineage: Eukaryota; Metazoa; Chordata; Actinopteri; Syngnathiformes; Syngnathidae. Gene Ontology annotation, cellular component: endoplasmic reticulum. The transcript is spliced from 15 exons.